AUGUUAAAUCAAAUCCCAAUCGAAUUUAAUUCAGACUUAGACGAAUUUCAUCAGUGUAAUCCAAGCAAAAGUGAUUCCACAGCAACCCCAAGUCUAUUCGAUAACACUAUUUCAUCUAAAGUCCUUUGUUCUUAACUUUUUGAGGAUCAUCUCAAUUAAGAUGGUAGAAUAAUAAUAAUCUUAUACAAGAUGAUGAAUUCGAAUCUUUGAAUAAGCAACUCUAGGGUGUUUUACUGACUGACAAUUAUCGACCCUAAUUGAUCCAAGCUUUCUAGACAGACAUGUAGACGUUAUCAAAUUUAAAAAUCUUAGGUCCUCAUAUUUGAGCCACGAAAAGCUCACAAAGAAUUCAAGGAGAAUGUAAUAAGAAUACGAGUAAGCCAAUAAUAAAGAAAGGGAAUAUGUCUUUAACACUUAUAUAAAAAAUAACAUUAUAAAUCUCAGUUUAGACAAGUAUUAGCAUUACAUAUUGGAGAAAAUAAUAGAAAUAGGUAUCGAUUAAUAUCAUGAUAAGGACCAAUUAAUUUUAGAAACAUUAUCUUAGAUUAAAUGUUUGCUUUCAUCAAGAAAUUAGUCACUGAUCUUCAUGCUUGCAAGGUUAUUUAGAAGGGAUUUGAGAUUAUGUCCUUGUAUUCAACAGAAUCUAGAUCUCAAUAUUAAAAAUAUAUCAAUUUCAUUCUGGAGGAGAACAAUUUUACAAGACGAUUAUACACAGAUAAAAUUGGAAAUCAAUUAUAUUAAAAAAGUUUAGACGUUUUCGAAGAACACAAUUUAGACUAACUUUUAAGAAUCUUUGAUAAAUAUGUAAAUUAAUUAAUAAUUACUAGAUUUUAAAUCAAAAUGAAUAUUCUUUAGAAUUAUCAACUGAUUAAUAUGGCUGUUUGCUUGUUAAUAAAAUUAUCGAUAUUUUUCCCAAAUUGAUUGAUUAAAAUACAAAAUCGAAGGCUAAUUAAAUAAUUAUGAGAACCAUACAAAACUCCUCAUGUCUCAUAAGAAGAUAAUAUGCUAAUUACAUCAUUCAGUAAAUUUUGGAGAGAGGUUAAGAAAUUCACAAAAGAAUCUUAUUAGAUGAUUUCCUAAUUAAGGACUUUGUGUCCAUGUCAAUGGAUAAGUAUGGUAGUAAUGUGGCAGAAAAGGCAAUAGUCUAUGCUGGAUAAUAAUGGAGAUAGAAGUUAUGGGAAGAAGAGGUUUCGGUUUCAGAAAGGUAUAACAUAUACUUAAUAUUCAUAGUUCAUUUCGAAAAUUGGUUAAUGAUCAAUAUGCUAAUUAUCCUAUAUAAAGACUCUAUGAAUAUUUAUCCAUUGAAUAUAGAAAUGAAUUUAUAGCAUUACUGAACAGAUUGCAUGAUAGUCAUUUUCUCAAUCACCAUGGCUAGAUAGUAUUAAAGUUUUCUCUAUCGAAUUACAAUGUCAAAAGGUUUGCUUAAAAGGUCAAUUCGAAUGAAACUACUAAACCUACCAAAUUAUAAGAAAAGAAUAAAUAGCUUUAAUAAAUAUAUGAAUAAAAAUAAAAAAUGAAUUCAAAUUAAAUGCAAUAUCAAUAAUAUUUGUAGUAAUAACAGCUGAUGGCAUAAUAAAAUUAAUGGUUUUCAUAAUAAUAAUAAUAAUAAUAGUAAUAAUUUAAAUCUCCUAUUGAAUUUCAAUAAUACUAAGCAAUGCUUUUAUAAUAAACUAUGAUGAUGUAUUAAUUGCAAUAGUAGAUCAUUUCUCCUUAAUUGUAAUAGUCAUCCUAGCAUUAAUAGUAGUAGUUUGCUUUUUAAAAAUCUUUGUAGCCUCAAGAUUAAGGAAAUUAAUAAGCACAAAACUAUUAUUAUUAAUUAUAAUGCUUUCAAUAAAUGAAUUAGAAUCAAUAAGAAUGA
Paramecium octaurelia is the source of this 1858-nucleotide messenger RNA. NCBI's taxonomy places the organism in Eukaryota, Ciliophora, Oligohymenophorea, Peniculida, Parameciidae. The record is from the annotation of a GenBank genome assembly.